AUGAAGGUGCAUGCUUUCCUACUCUCCGAAGUAUUGAUUCUGGCUAUUCCCAUCCCCACAUCGUCUGUGCUAACUGCAAGGAAUUCUGGCUCGUUCUCGACUACCUCCAGUUCAUUGCUACCCUCGUCCACUUCUGGUCUGCUCUGCCUCAAGCAUCAUGGCCCCUCUUUUUACCUUGGUUCAGGUAUAACGACCAAUGCUAUUCCAGGACCGACUACCUGUCAUGGCACGUUGUUAAAAAAGCCCACCACGAAGCCAUCUAAUGCCUCAAUCUCCACUCAAGUCACUGAUGAACCCAUUUCCUUUGCAGACCUCGAAAUCCUCUCAUCGGCCCCCAAUAUUAGUAUUGCCAAUGCAAAUUUAACUUCUUCAUGUAACAGCUAUCCUGCUUUAUCCAACUUGGCUGCAAAAAUGGACCCACUCUGCCUCUUGCAUGAUUCUCUUAACAAUCAGUUAAUCAACCAUCCAGAAGCCGACUUUACUGGCUUUUCUGCGAACUCGCUAACGGCUGGGCCAUCAGAAUUGUGCAAAAAAGCUUCGUCAAAGCCAUCGCUGCGCCGACUUGCUUGGUCACGAAAAGCUUGGUUCCAGAGGUUGAAUGAUGAUCAUAGUUACAAUACAACAACUACCGCCUUAUUCCCCGUCACUUCGCCAAAUUCUUCUCGCUGGUCCUUACGGCCGUCUCCUGCCAACCCCUUUGAGACAGGCGAGUUCAUUCCUGUAAACCAAACUCCAUUUUCGACACAUUUCGGAUGCAGAGCCUCAGUUGGAUGGCGCCGAGCUCGGGUUUGGCGAAAAAAUCUUGUAUCUGGUGACAUCGAUAAUCUGGCUCGGACCGACUUCAACGACCUUACCCGAAUCCGUUCUUUUGGCCUACGGACUAGGCCCACAUUCACGAGCCCCUUCAUUCUCGGGAUGCCUCAGCCAACCUGGGGAAGCACAGCAGUUGACCUUGGUAGACUUAGAGGCACGGACACUAUGGAUCCACAAAAUAUCUGCACUUCACGUGCUUUCAGUGCCGAUAAUCCUGAGUUGGAGUUUCCUGUAGCUGAUUUGUCUCCAGUUGCUGGUCGACUUUGCCUCUCUGACGGGCCUUCCUCUUUUCUUAAAUCGACUUCUUUUGCCGGUAGCAUUUUGGAAAAAACUGUUGAUGAACGUCCUUGCCCUAUAUUCUCUACUAUGCCCUUCGAUGAGCCAGCCCAAUGCGUCUCUGCCUCUGUAAGAUCAACUUACCCGCAGCCUCUGCUGCAAUGUCAGCAACUGCUUUACACACAACCCCAUGAUUCUCAUUACUGUGUUCCAGACAAAUGCAGACAUCUUAACGUCUCACAUUCAUCACUCUCUUCUCAUCCCCACUCUUCUCCCAUUCCAACCCACCUCCCAUCCUCUACUUCAUUAUCCUCGUAUUCCUCAGUAGCAUCUGCUGUUUCUGGUGCUUUUGAAGGUUCCUGUUGGUCUACAAUCUCAACCACUUCUACUGGUCAUAUCUUUUUUUCUCCGGCGAAAUUUUUGGUAUCCGACUGCAAGAUGGCACCCAAUUCACGAACCGUCUUUUCUACAAUGACAUCGCCAAUACCUAGUACUAAAACUCAAGCGGUCACCGCUGGGUCUACUUCGCCAAUCGCAUCUGUUUGUUUUGGAGGCUUGAUUGACAGUAAUCAGAUCUCAAGCAGUUCUUCGGCUUCCUGUAAACCUAAUUCUCCAUCCUCCUCUGUAGUUAGAAUAAAUAAUUCCCACACCCGACUGAGACGCCGAUGUCAGGCUACUCUGAAGGUUCCUUCAUCAAUCGAGACUAGUAUCGUCGUCACCACCAAAUCUUCUCCAUCCUCCGACUUAGACUCUAAAAUUCCCUUCGCACAUCGACGCUGGUCGAUGUUGGAAAGGUCGAACGGCUUUGAUAGUGACCAGCGUCAAAAUUGUGAUAUUGAAUUCGCUUGGGUAGCCGUUGCCGAUGGAUAUCUUAAUCAAUUUGUCCAACUCAUCGUCCCAUAA
Molecule: messenger RNA, 1992 nt
Organism: Protopolystoma xenopodis
Lineage: Eukaryota; Metazoa; Platyhelminthes; Monogenea; Polystomatidea; Polystomatidae
Source: the annotation of a GenBank genome assembly